Molecule: messenger RNA, 528 nt
Organism: Aspergillus campestris IBT 28561
Lineage: Eukaryota; Fungi; Ascomycota; Eurotiomycetes; Eurotiales; Aspergillaceae
Exons: 2
Coding region: 1-528 (175 amino acids)
Biological process (GO): autophagy of mitochondrion
Cellular component (GO): mitochondrial outer membrane
Source: RefSeq, a predicted model, not a curated record
AUGUCCCUCCUCCUCCGCCCAACCACCCUCCUAGGCGCCGGCCUAGGCCUAUCCCUCGCCCUCCACCCGCUCUCACCCCUCCGCACCCCCUCCACCCCAAUCCAAUGCCAAUACAGCGCUCCCUACUCCCGCCACGGAGAGUCCUCCUCCGACUCCUCCUGGACCUUCAACGACCAGGACCCCCUCUUCCGCAAGCAAGGCAGCACCCACCCCGCCGCCAGCGACACAACAACCCAGUCCAGCGGGAUCCUGACCGCGUCCAACAUGCGGCAGGUGAGUCUGGGGAGUGUGCUGGGAUUGGUCGCGGGGGUGGGGCUCAGGGCGUUUUCGAGGGUGUUGGUUGUGUUGCUUGGGAUGGGUGUGGUGUUUGUUGAGUGGGCUGCUGCUAAGGGUUACAACGUUUUGCCUAUCAAGCGCAUGCAAAAGUACGUCAAGAGCUAUGAUCUUCAGCGAGUGGUGUCGCGCCAUAUCCCGUUUAAGAUGACGUUCGGGGCGACCAUGGCGUUGGCGGCGUUUGCGCAGUUUUAG